This is a messenger RNA of Salvia miltiorrhiza (redroot sage), 1922 nucleotides long. Its product is annotated as AAA-ATPase ASD, mitochondrial-like. Gene Ontology annotation, molecular function: ATP binding; ATP hydrolysis activity. The record is from RefSeq and is a predicted model, not a curated record. NCBI's taxonomy places the organism in Eukaryota, Viridiplantae, Streptophyta, Magnoliopsida, Lamiales, Lamiaceae. Bases 163 to 1770 code for a protein of 535 amino acids. The transcript has a single exon.
AAACAUAACAAAUUAAUGAGGCAAUGGUGGGGCAGAUUAACUAACCUCCACCUCUAUAAAUAUUGGCUUCUCGCGGCUUAAUCCUUCCACGCCCAAACACACUUUAUUAUAAAUUUUAUUUACAGCUAGCAGAGAAAGCAAUCAGGUCGAUCGGAAAGUAAAAUGAUAAGCAUGGCGAUAAUGGCGACCCAAACGGAGAAAGUGGUGGCGAGUCUGGUGGCAAUGGCGACACAGACAGGCAAAGCAGUUGCAGGCCUGACGGUGGUGUUCGCCAUGUUCCAAAACUACUUCCCCUGCGAACUCCGCGUCCUAAUCAUGGAGUGCUACGACAAAUUCGUGAAUUUCGUGUACCCCUACAUCCAGAUCACCUUCCCCGAGUUUCAGGGCGACGGCUUCCGCCGCAGCAAGGCCUACUCCGCCAUCGAGAGGUACCUCAACACCAACUCCACCAAGCAGGCCAAGCGCCUCCAGGCCUACGUCGUCGACGACUGCGACGCCGUCGUCCUCUCCGUCACCAACAACGAGGAGGUCGCCGACGAGUUCAAGGGCAUCAAGCUCUGGUGGACUUCCGCCGAGCAUAGCCCCACCAAGCAGUCCAUCUCCUUCUGGCCCAGGGAGGAUGAGAAGAAGUAUUUCCGCCUCACUUUCUACCGGAAACACCGCCACCUCGUCACCACCGAGUAUAUCAAGCACGUCUUGGACCAAGGGAAGGCCAUCACCGUGCAGGAGCGCCGGAGGAAGCUCUGCACCAACAAGGCCGGAAGCGGCGGCGGCGGCUAUGGCUUCGGCGGCGGUCUCUGGAGCCAGGUGGUGUUCGAGCACCCCGCCACAUUCCCUACCCUGGCCAUGGACCCCGUCAGGAAGCAGCGAAUCGUCAAUGAUUUGCUGUAUUUCUCGAAAUCGGAGGAGUAUUAUAAGAAGGUGGGGAAGGCGUGGAAGCGGGGGUAUCUCCUCUACGGCCCCCCGGGAACCGGCAAGUCCACCAUGAUCGCCGCCAUGGCUAAUUUAUUACAGUACGACGUGUAUGAUCUGGAGCUCACUGCGGUCGACAACAACACUGAGCUGCGGAAACUGCUGAUCAACACCACCAGCAAGUCGAUUAUAGUGAUCGAGGACAUCGAUUGCUCCAUCGACGUGACGGCCAAGAGGGAAGACGACGACGAUGACAAGGAAGAAGACAAAGGCGAAGCAAAGGAUCCAGUGAAUGAGGAGAAUAAGAAGAAGAAGAAGAAAAUGGAGAAAAAGCGCAGUAAUGUGACCCUCUCCGGGCUACUCAACACCAUUGACGGGCUCUGGUCGGCUUGUCCCGGGGAAAGGAUCAUCGUUUUCACGACCAAUCAUGUGGAGAAGCUGGAUAAAGCACUGAUUCGGAGGGGGAGAAUGGAUGAACACAUUGAGUUGUCCUAUUGUGGAUUCGAAGCGUUUAAGAUAUUGGCCAAGAAUUAUUUGGACAUUGAUUCACAUGAAUUGUUUGCAAAGAUUAGGCAGCUGCUCAAGGAGACGGAGAUGACUCCGGCCGAUGUUGCUGACAAACUCAUGCUCAAAUCGGAUGUGGAAGAUGCCGACACUAAUUUGCUGAGAUUGAUCAAAGCAUUGGAGGAGGCCAAGGAAGAAGCCAGACGGAAAGCGGAGGAAGAAGACAAGAACAAGGCCGAUAAAUUAGCCAAACAAGAAGAGCAAGAGAAGAAGGUGGCCGAGGAGAAAGCCAGAAAUGGGAGUACUGGUGAUCAAUCUUUGGAUAAUGGAGUGAAAGAAAAUGGUCACAAUUAAAUUAUGAUAAUAUAUAUGUGCGUGUGUGUGUCAGUGUGUGCGCCAAGUGAUGUGUAUGACAUGUAAGAUUUGUUGUUAAAUCCUUAAUUAGUGUGAUAUGUAUGCAUGCAUGUUUAUAUCAGUAUUGAAUUAAUAGGAUAAAUGAUGCAAAA